AUGACUCUCUCAAUGACUGAUAAGCACUUGGCCAUGCGGACCUGCAGCGUCGUCGGCCUCACUCUUAUACUCCUCUUUCUCUUUCUUUUGGGAAUCUUUUUGCUGAUUCCGUUCCCUAUUGCUUUUUUCCAAAACAUUGUCAACUCGCAAGUAUACUUACAGUAAGUCAAAUAGAAUCGAAGUUCUACAAGAUCACUCAAAAUAACAGAAAGCACAAAGAUGGUCAAUUUCCAACUGCUACUUAUUUUUGGUCGAGUCUACCAGCCACACAGUAUUUCACUUUUUACUUUUUCAACGUUACCAAUCCGGAUGAAGUCACUUACAAUGGGGCCAAACCGAAUUUAGUGGAAGUCGGACCUUAUACCUAUGCGUAUGUCUUCUAUUCAUUUUGGAAAUACAACCGUGUUUUUCAGAGAGACGGAGUUCAAAGAUUUCAUCGAAUUUUUGGAUAAUGACCGGACGGUUUUUUUUCAAAACAAUAAAACAUGGGUGAGUGAGGCAAAAGGGUAAAAUCAGAGGAACACUAGCCGUAAUAAAUUUACAUUUGAAUCUUUGUUGCAACGAUAAAAUUUAUGUUGUAAAUUGAAAAAUAUAUUUUUGAAGGUUUACGACCCGUCGCGGUCCUGCGCGGAUUGCAGUUAUAGCGACGUCGUGACGCUUCCUAAUGCUGCUUACAUGGUUUCUGAUUUCAAAAAUUAAAACGUGAUAAGCUUUUCAGACUGUGGUAUACAUGAAAGCUCAACAAAACAUGAGUCCGCUCAUUGCCCUCGGGGCUGACGUCCUGACUUUGUUACUAGGAGAAGCCCCAAUCAGGUUUUUUGGAGACUUUACAAUACAUAAAUGAAAUCGAAUGAUUAUUGAAGUGUUCAGAACCGUGAGCAUGGCCGGAGUUCUUUUCGAGUCAUAUCCAGAUCCUUUUUUGGCUCUUGUGAAUAGCAAUUUUACGAAGGUCCAUCCAAAUUCGAUGUCUGAUCCAUUUAUUUUACAGACUUUGUUGGGAAUUCUGGGCAACCCUAUUCAAAUUCCGAAUGUUCCAGCGAUGGGAUAUUUUCCGAACGUGAGUAAUUAUCAUUGUUCUCAAAGAUGGUUGUUCAGUACAAUCACACUAACGAUGGAAAUUACACUAUCAAGACAGGAAAAGAUAAAUCCAACAAGUAAGUUUGAACUAUGGGUUUGAAGGAUAGGGACUUUGUGUCAAACUUUCUCCUCAUCAAAUUGACAGUAUGGCUCUAAUUCAAUCAUGGAGCAAUCUGACCCAUUUGCCCUGGUGGUCAUCUGACGAUGCUCGAGACCUCAGAAACAGUGGAGGUUCUAUUUCUCUCUUCUCAGUUUUUAGUCGCAACUUUGCAGAUGGCACAUUUCAAAGGCCUGGAUUGCAGAAAUCCGAUCGUCUCAAGCAGUUCCAGUCUUUCACUUGCAGGUUGAUUUCAUAUUUUACAAAAAAGCAUUCAGAUAUUACUUCAUAUGCGUUUUUGCAACUUAAUUUCUCCACAAUAUUGACCGACAGGAGAAAAAAAAAUUUAGACACUUCUAUUUGUCCUACUCUGGACGUGAAGAAUCGGUGAAUGGAAUCCCGGCAUACCAGUUUGCAAUGGAACCAGAUACCUACGAUUCAGUGAAACAACGAGGUUACCGCUACGAGAACAUAGAAAAAGUGGUAAGUACACAAACAAAUUGACUAUAUAAAAUGUGGCAAAAGGAUUAUUUUCCCAACUGGCCGUGUGGCCCCAACCACACUCGUUUUCUUGAUGGGAACUGUCAAGUCGACUGUAGUGCUGGAGAAAACUUGUGCAAUCGCUGCUGCAACGGCAAGCCAAAAUGUGAAAGUUCAUUGGAAUCGUUUUUUUCAGGAUCAUAUGUCAACGGGACAUAUUUGUUACCACAAGGAAUCGUUCCUCUCCGCUGUCUUCCAGGUGAAAACUUUUCAAAUUUCCCUUCGAAUCAAACAUUUUGAGAGCAAAAUUAAACUAAAACUCAGAAAAUGCUUCUAAAUGGCAAUUUCGUCAACAUUUCUGUGGGAUAGGGACGAAAUAGCCUUGAGCUCUAGAACUUUUUGUAAAGGUUUUUAUAGUUGAAUUUUUAAAGCGAGAUAUAAAGCAGCGGCCGCGCGCCUUUGUCGAACCGAUUGACAAAAAUCGAACGAGUGAUGAGCAAUUACUUUUUGAUUCAUAUUCUUGUUGCUGAUGAACAACCAAAUCUCAAGAAACAACGCAUAGAGCCCUGGAAGACCCCUAAUCCGAAUUUAUUAGGCGAAAAAAGAAUACUGAAAAAACUUUUCUGGAAAAAGUCUGCAAAAUGAGAGAUUUUGCUGAUAUUCUCAAAGCUCUGAAACGGUUUUCGCUGCCGUCCAUGGGCUCACGAUUUUUAAAGACCUGGCUUUUCCAUGUUCGAAAAGUUCGCCGGAGCGUAUGCUUUCGGAAAAGUAAAAAAAAUUCUUUACGAUGUCAAAAUUCAUAAUUUCAGGGCAAUUAGUACCACUUCCUUUUGCCGGAUUCCUAUCUCCUCCACAUUUUUUGUGGUCUCCCAAAGAAGUGAGAGAAAAGUUGAAAACUUGGAACUUCUAGAAGUUGAGGUGACUACAAGCUUACCAGGACUUGCGCCUGAUGAGAAUAAACAUCACCCAGGAAUGUUCAACAUCAAUCCAGUCAGUUAAAUUCAGCGGAAACUUUUUUAGCCUUUUUUAUUUUCAGCUCACCGGAUCGACAGUUGGCGCUAUCUUCCGUAUGCAACUGAGCGUUCCGAUUUACCUCUCAUUUGACUUCACGUGAUUUCACACUUUUCAAAUGAAAUCUUUCAAGAAUUUCAGCCAAGCGAGCAACCUCGCCAAUUCGUUUCUUCCAUCUUUUUGGCUUGAAAUCAACAUCGAAAUGAGAGACUACGCAGUAUCCUAUAUAAAGUUCAAUACGGUUGCUCUGCCGAAAAUCAUUCUUGGUGUGGGGAUCGCUCUUGUUGCUAUCACGGUAGGAAAUCCAUCACAUAUAUGUUCAGAAGUUUUUCUUUUCCAGACGAUUUUGCUUUUGGUGGGAAUUUUCAUCGUAAUUCGCAAACGUCGUCAAAGAAUCCCCAAACAAGUCGAAACUGUCGCAAGGGCAAAUACAUCAUGGUCAACUUCAUAG
This is a messenger RNA of Caenorhabditis auriculariae, 3116 nucleotides long. Lineage: Eukaryota; Metazoa; Nematoda; Chromadorea; Rhabditida; Rhabditidae. The record is from the annotation of a GenBank genome assembly.